This is a messenger RNA of Cloeon dipterum, 796 nucleotides long. RefSeq lists its product as uncharacterized. The transcript has 6 exons. Lineage: Eukaryota; Metazoa; Arthropoda; Insecta; Ephemeroptera; Baetidae. The coding region runs from base 2 to 745 and encodes 247 amino acids. The record is from RefSeq and is a predicted model, not a curated record.
GAUGCUGUCCAAAAUAGUUGUCGUCGGCGUUGUGCUAUGCUGCUCAUUUUUCUUAAUGGUUGUUGUGCAGGGUCAAGCAGUGGUUACAGACGCAGAUCCGUCCGAGUAUCCAUACUUGGUUCGGAUUCACGUUUUUUACCCUGGCGUCCCUCUUGAUAUAACCCUUCCUGGAAUGGUGGUCAGCAGUAAAUUCGUGCUAACCACUAUUCCGACAAGCUUUUUAAGCUCCUAUAAUUUCACAAUGACUGACCAGUUUGGCGAGGUUCGACCCCAUGUCAAAAUCGGACCAAUCUUAGACGGCCGGUUUACAUAUUCCAAAGUAUGUAACAAAUUUCGUGGAGCAAAGUAUCCGCUCCGUGAAAGCGACUUUAAAAAUGUGACGGACGCCAUCCCUGACGCGCAGCUCCUUUCUUUCAAUAUCACAUCGCCGGUCCUGAGAAAGGUGACUGUCCCUGUGAUGAGCAACACCGACUGCGCUACCGCUACGGCCUCAGACGCCGCAAACAUUACCAAUAUGUGCGUGGAUGUCAGUGGUUUUACGGACUUGUGCCAGGUCUUCUCUUAUAAAAGUAUAGCAUAUGAAUCUGCUUGGGGUCCAAUGCUAGCGAUUGGUGGCCAGGUACAAGGCUUACCUUCUUCUAAUAGCGGUGAAGACUCAUGCAACGGAUCUUAUUGGCAAUUUGCAAACCUCGCAGUUUACCGCCAGAAUUUGACUACUGAAAUUCCUGAAGUGGAUAUCUUUUAGUAAGAGAUUUUUCCGAUCGGAAAAUAUUAUUUGUCAACACAAUAAAUUUUC